Messenger RNA from Amoebophrya sp. A120, 6287 nucleotides. The record is from the annotation of a GenBank genome assembly. NCBI's taxonomy places the organism in Eukaryota, Dinophyceae, Syndiniales, Amoebophryaceae.
AUGACCUCCAGGAGCGCAGGAGCCGGAGCCCCAGGUGCAGGAGCCACUGCGAACAGCUCGGAGUUGGAUAGAACUGCGACUGCUGGUGGUGGUCCCACAUCAACAUCUUCAACUCGAGGAAAUUGUACCGACACGAUGUUUGUCGCCGGGGGCCCCGCUGCUCCACAUCUCGGCUAUAAUAAUCACACCGCUUCCAGUACAAGUACUUCGCUAGUAAACGACGGCAACCUUUACCACCGGGAAGCGGGUGGUGCAGGAGCACCUGUUUCGUCGAGCACCAAUGGCCCGCAGCUACAUGUACAUCAACACCAGCACCGGCCCUGCGACAUGGUAGAUGUCAGUGACCCGAUGACUUCCACGCAAGGCGUUCUUUUUGAUCACGUUUCUACCUGUUCCGUUGUUGCACCACAUCAAGAAUUACUCGCCCCGCACCAUCACCCCUACAAUACGGCUUCGACUGGUGGAGGCCGCGAGCGCGACUUUUUUGGAACAAAUCUCCACCCCGCGCGGGGACGCACCGCUGGUUCUGCGUUUGGCAAUAUGAACAAUCAUGUCGCAUCUAUAAUUCCAGCACCAGCAGGAGCCGACUACUACACAAGAAGUUCUUGCUCUGUGGUACACCCGAGUGCGGGCGGGACUAGUGCUGCUACUGCAACGACAUCAGCAGCUUCGGCUGGUAAUGCAGCGUUUCUUGGCCGCUCGUCCUCUGGCGCGGCGUACAAAUACAACAAUUACCCCAAUCACCUGCAACCGCCGCCGCGAUCAUUAUGAGAGUGCACAACCCCUCCUCCUCCUGAUUUGUCGCGCAAGAGACCAAAUAUUUUUCCAGGCUGUGGUGCCUCUUAGCACUGUGUGCAUGACAAGUUCUGGCAAAAUCCCAAAUAGCAUUACUACACUCCACGUGUGGAGAUUUGUCAUGCAAAACCGGCAUUGCUGCUGACGCUUGUAGUGCCGUUCAUGCUAUACAUAGUACAAAUGAGGGGAAGGGGGGGCUGUCCACUCGCAUAGCGAUCCGGGCGCGCCGCCGGGGACCUUCUGCGAGACCACCCAUCUUCGAAUCCGGCCAUGGACUGGUUUUACCAUCGGAUUGAGGUUCUCGGCAAUAUGGAUCGCAAAUAUGUCUGGUUCUGGAAGAAUGUUGGCCGUGUUUGUCAUGCAUCUUUUGGAUUCUGCAAAUGGUCUGCCAUGCACUUAAAAGCAUGCCAGCUUUUGCGCAGGCCUUCUGAUGCCUAUCCUGCAUGAAAAAAUCGCGGCUUGCGUAGCAAGAAAUGGGCAGGCCUUUUGGCGCUCAUGCAAUACAAAUUUUUGUCUAUUCCAUAAUCCGCAUCACAAGUUGCAAUCUUCCAGACCCAGACAUAUUUGCAGCUGAUAGGCAAUGAGCAGCUGCAAAACUGGGAUCAGGGAUUCGACAUCAUGGAGCUCGAGCUUGAGGUUUUGAAGAAACAGAAACGAAAAGCGAGCAGUAAAGACGCAAUCUCGUCGUGUGGUCCUCCUGCUGCGGAAAAAGAUGACAAAUCUUCUAUUACAGCGACCGAUGGUGCGAUGACUCGGAUCCAUCCGUCCGCUGGCGAGGAGAUGAACAAACCGCUCCAAAGUCGACGCAACGGCGAGGAUGAACUGCAAACAGGUCCUACUAGUUGUACCUCCGGAGCAAGUUCUUGCGCGGUGGAAGUAGAUCAAGCUGCGAACAAAACUACUUCUACGGGGAAUGCAGCUUCUACUGCGCAAAAUCAUUCCACCACGACCGGGUGUUCAACAACGUCCUCCUCCUCGGCGUCGUGCAGUACGGCCGGUUGUCAAACCAAGCCCACGUCUUCCACCACCACCACCACCACGACUAAAGCGGAGUUUUUAUCCUGAGUAAAAAUAAUGUCCCCACCCCAGAGUCAAGAUGGGGACUUGGACUUCGCAACACAAACCUAGAAGCUUUGGGACUCGCGCAUCACAACUUUCAGUCCGUAGCGUAGUGCAGGUUAGCAAGGACAAACGCAUCACAAUUCCAUCUGCUUAUCCUGGUUACAACAUUACAAAUUUUUCAAAAACACAACUAGAAAUGCCUCUCAUGGAGAUGCGCAUUACAAAUGUUCUUGCUCUUGCAAAUCUGCAUGACAACUCUGGGAGGGGGACGCUUUUACAAAUGAUAGUUUUUCAAGCUCCUGCCUUUCUUGCACCGGCGGACGGAGCAGUGCGGUUUCGAGGCGCUGGACCGGUACGAGGGUAAUCCGAAGCUAUCGAAAUGGAAAAUCCCCCCUCCCCACAUCAAAACGAAAUUUCUGAUGCCGGAUUUGCGUACACAAAUCAGAUUUGUCUUGCAGUAGGGGACUGCAGGCCCAUAUCAUGCCAAUGUAGAGAGGUUUUCGCCUAGGCAAGUAGGAUGAGGAACGUCUAUGCUGUAGGCCUAAUAGCAUUACAAACCGCCUGCAUAAUGGGGUGGGGCCUAUGCCGUUGCUUUCUUGCAAGACAGAUUUGUGGUCACAAACACAAAUCAGCAUCACAAAUUCUCUAAGGCGUGCCUUUUCGAUUAUAUGGGGACGAGGGAGCAUUUUUCCUCACGAUAGACGCUGCAGCAGAUUCGGCAGACCUACCGCAUCAAGAACAUUGGGGUGAACCCGCACUUUGCCCACCUGUUUCGCGAUUUGGGUCUGGUAGACAACCAUACCAAAUGUAAAAAUGUCUGGAUCUGGAAACUUGUGAUGCUGGGUGGCGUCUCAUGGUGAGGCCACAAUUGCUGGCUCAGCAUGACAAGUUUCUGAGCUUCUAGGUGUUGCCUAUUCUGCAUGACAAACUGCGUUUCUGCAUCACAGAAAAAUGGAGCUCUUGGGUAACGUGCAUGACAGAUUUAAGAGUCAUGCCAGACAAGCAUGACAAACAUACACUCUUCCAGACCCAGACAUAAUUUUUACAGUUGAUAAGCCAGCAGAUCAAGCAAUUCGUCAAGAAAUUCGUCAAGGAUCCCGGUUUAUGCAUUGCAAAAGUAUCGUACUAGUAUAAAUUGCAUUACAAAUUAGCCCAGCAUUACAAAUUGAAUUUGUAUUGCUGAUUUGCCUUGAGAAAGAAAUUUGUAAUGCAUAAAUGCAAUUACAACUACGAGUGCGAUACUUUUGCACAGGAUACGGGUCCGUAUGAUGUGCAAAUAUAAUGUCGGAGUCUGGAAGACUGCAAGACUUGUAAUGCUCCGCUGACAGGAGAGAAAGAUGUGUCAUGCAUGUUGCGCUACCAGGCGAAUUCUUUGUUAUGCAAAAACGUAAUUCCAAUUUCUCAUGCAGUGUACGCAAGACCUAGCCGAUCAGAAACUUGUCAAGCGCGUCCCCAUAUUGGAGGUUGCUUUAUGAUUCGCAAACUGGCAUCACAACUUUCCAGCCAUUAUAUUUGCAAUGCAUAGUCCGGACUGAUUCUGCGGAACCAGACGCGAAUCUGCACGAGGGCGCAGCUGCUCCAGGCGGUCACGGGCCAGCGUUAUCCUGUGCAAAAGUAUCGUACUCGUAUUGUAAUCAUGCAUUACAAAUCCUGUUCUUAAGGCAAACUAGCAUUACAAAUUUUAUUUCUCAUCGUGCUGAGGGAAUUUGUCAUGCAUUUAUACGAGUACGAUACUUUUGCAGUUCAUAAGCGCGCAACCAUGACAAAUGGGGAGGAAUUCGCUGGAAAGGUACGCGACAUUGUAUUGAGUUUACCGAUGCUUGAGCCAAGAAUAGGUGUCACUGCGGGGGUGUACGAAGCCCAUUUUUGCUUUCGUAACGACCCUGAAGUUUUUUUUUCAUCUGUGAAGUCAUCUCUCCAUCCCUGGCGAGCAGUUGCAUUUCUUGGUUUGUGUGCUAGACCACGCAAGUAACGAAAGCUCACUGUCACACCAAAACCACGUCAGGUUCGCAUUCUCUUGUCCGUCUACGGGAGUUUUGCUCUUUAUCUUGGCAAAAUCUUUUCAGAAAACAAUUGUGUAGAAGUUGAGUAGAAGUACAUAAGUGCGUAUCAUUCAUUGCGGACCCACUUUUUACUCCCGGCAAACCUUUGGAAAUUCAAGACUUGUCAUUUGACUGAAGAUCAUGCAAGAAGCACUUGUUUCUUGCACGUUGGUGGUUCACCAUGGAGGAUGACGAUGAGGAAUUGUAUCUGGAAAAGAUUUUGCCAGGUGCAUAGUUCGAAACACUUACCGCAAAAGUGGAACAAAUUUUUCGGCAGCUGCAGUAGUAGUGAUAGCUCCUCCACCUGUGCAGCAGCAGCAGCUUCUGCAGCUUCACCGGCCACCAGACCAGGAGCUCCUACGACAGAUGUUGUUUCUGAGUCCUUUUCUGCCACCAGCACAGCUUCGUACGCCGAGGCGUUGCGACAGGUGAUGGCAGAGAACGAAGAAAAUGGAGGAUCUUCUUCUUCUUCGUCUUCUUCUAGUCAGGAUGUCGACGAACAAGUUGUGGACCAAAAGAGCAAGCUGCAGCUGCCAGUACACAACGGGAUCACGACGAGUAAGAACAAAGGCGACGAAAAACAAGAUCUCCUCACGAGCGGCGCAAAUGAAGAUACGACUAAGUUCAACAACAAAGAUGACAGCACGACGAAACAAGUUCUUUGUGCAGACCGCGACGAGUGGCAGUUUGUGAAGGCGCUGCUGGAAAAGGAGCUGCGGGGGGUGGUGAGCUAAGCAGUGCAAAAAUACUUAAUUGUGGGGUCGUACAACUGCUAUUGCUAUUGCAUUAAUAUACAAAUUUUGUCAGAAGUAGCUCUAGAUGGGAACAAGAUCGAGUGUGUCAUGCAGAUGUAGGUGAGAUAGAAUUAGAAAGAGAUGAAACACAUUCAUUCUUUCACACAAACGCAAUUUAGCAACUACUAGUGCGGUCGUUGCGAUACUUUUGCACAGGAUACGAGGUUUAUUUCCAGGCACCCGGCGUCGGGGAGUUUUGCAGAUGGCAGUUCGGGUGCGGCUCGUGGGAUGAAAAGGAAGACGCAGGAGAGAGUUCUUGCGGAAGAAGAUGUUGCGGAAAAGGAAGACGCAAAAAGUAAACACGACGCGGGACGAAGCAAAACACAAGUAGAAGAACAUGUGAGGACCAUCAACAACUCAGCAGAGGUGGUUGAGAUACAGGAGCUACUUCUCGAGGAGACUGGUGCGAAUAGCGUUUCAGCGGACGCCGUAUCGAAUGCAAAAAUGUCUGGGUCUGGAACGUAGCAAUCUGCGAUGCUGCCUUUGGAUUCUACAUCAAAUCUGUAUUGCAUGAACAGCAAAAGAGGUCCUUUUUUUGCUACGCGGAGGGGGCAUUUCUCAUGCGGUAUGGGCAUUAGAAAGUCGUCACAAAUAAAUCUGUGACGCUAGGGCAUGCAUCACAGACAUCAUCGGUCAUGCAAAAUGUGCAUGACAUUCUUCCGGACCCAGACAUACUAAUUUGCAAUGCAUACGCUGUCACGCCAGACGAAAUCGAGCUGGGAAAAGAACUGCCGUGGGCAGACGAGGUAUUGCAAUGGUUAGAGAAGAAUUAAUGACGAUAAAGUCCAAAGAGUACAACUUCUAUUCAUUUUCGUAUCUGUGUUGUCUGAGCACGCAGGUAAGUAACUGCAAGAAUGAAUUUUUAAGCGUGCAACGAAGCUCGUGAACACGGGGAAGUGUAUGAUCAAGAUCGGUAUCAGGAUAGGCAGGACGUUAUCAAAUUUAUCAGAAUCAAUCAAACUAGUUGUAAAAAUUUAUGCUCGAGGUCUCUGUACGUCUAUGUGUACUCGUCACGGGCCUGCACAGUUCCUCCUGACAGCAUCCACAGUCAAAUGAACUACAACUUUUUCAGUUAUAUCAGAAAACGACAAGUGUACCUACGGUAUGAGAAGUGAAUAACUAUUGGACCACGAGAAAGCACGCGCGAGGUCAACAAAUAGCAUUUUAUUAUUUUAUCCUCCACCUCCGAAGGCGGCGAUCCGAAUCCGAUCAGUCUGAUGUCUGUGUUGAGCUUGAUGCACAAAUGAUGGAAUGGAUCGAGGACGAGGUGUAGUACUACUUACUUAGUUUCAUCGGAGCCCACGUCUCAUCUGAUCGGCGGUGUCUUCUUCAAAAAUUCCGCCGCACCUAGUAUUGCAGUCUCUUUGAUGUUGAACUAUUUAUCUUGAAGCUUGUGCUGAAUUCAAGUCAGUGUCGAAUUGCGAUGUGUGAAAUGAACUUGUACUUUUGAUGGCUAUUAGUUUCUGUGGCAUUGUUGAUGAUCAAUCAAGUGGUGCUGCUUUGUGGUCCAACGAUCUGGAAGAUAAAUUGGCAGAAAUGUAUACCUGUCUGUCAACCAGUGUCGAUGUCGUCACACCAGCACAGGAGAGCCCCU